Messenger RNA from Cryptotermes secundus, 4671 nucleotides. RefSeq names its product NPC intracellular cholesterol transporter 1. Gene Ontology annotation, cellular component: membrane. The record is from RefSeq and is a predicted model, not a curated record. The coding region runs from base 134 to 2983 and encodes 949 amino acids. The transcript has 20 exons. NCBI's taxonomy places the organism in Eukaryota, Metazoa, Arthropoda, Insecta, Blattodea, Kalotermitidae.
CGGCGAAGGCGCCAGUAGUGGAAUGUGUCGGAUGAAGGUUUAUCCACACUAGGCUCACUACUGGUAUAUGUCGAUGACAGUUAGUGAUAAUUUUUUUAAAGAUAAGUGAAUUUGUUGUUGUGAUUUCGUUACUAUGGCAACCCGUAAACAAUCGACGCAGUGGAAGUGGUUUCGUGACUUAUCGGCAAGAUGGUCCACGAAUUUCGACUUGACAUUUUACAGAAUCGGAAGGACAAUCGGCACCCGUCCCGUGCUCUUCUUGUUGUUGUCCCUAGCCUUGUGCCUCGCCAGUUCGCUGGGUCUCCUCUUCUGGAAAGAGGAAGUCGACAAUGUUCAGCUGUUUAUGCCCGUUGACUCUCACGUCCGACGCGAUGCAGCGUGGGUGGAACGUAACUUCCGGGAUGAAAUGCGCUUCGAAAGUGUUAUUGUGGAGGCAGAAAAUGUGCUGACCCCAACUGUUCUGGCGUCGAUAGCGGAGCUUGAGAUUGCUGUGAGAGGCAUAGUGGCUGCAGGACACAACUGGACUGACGUCUGCGCCAGGUACUUGACAUGGUUUCCAGAUGCUAAAGAAAGUGAAGUGACAGAGGAGAUACAUGAAUAUAUGAAGGACUACGAAUUCCAAGACAAUUGUAUUUAUCAGUCCGUCUUAAGAAUUUGGACAUCAAAUGGCACAAUGGACGCUGUCUUUAAAUUGGAUCAAGAAGCCAUCAUAAAGAACAUAACGAAUGCUGUAAACGGCACGAAGAUGUCACAUGGGAAGUUCUCAAAUGUCCUUGAAAAAGUGGAGCCGCUAUUAUCUGGUAUUAAGUGGGAUAGCCAAGGAAAUAUAAUUGGAGCAAAAGCAACUAUUCUCAGCUGGAUUCUAAAGAAGACAAACAGGUGGUCCCCAGAAUGGGAACUGGAAUUCAUUCAAAAUGUACUGUUCUCAAACAGAUCUCUUCCUCCGGGGGUGAAGAUCUAUGCAGUAUCAACACGUAGCUACUUGGAUUUCUUGCAUCAAGUUUUGGAAAAUAACCAGACAGUUCUUUUUGCUGGUUUCACACUUAUAAUAGUCUAUGUUGUGGUUAUGUUGGGCCGUUUCAACGUGGUGGAACAAAGGGUAUAUUUGUCUCUGCUUGGAGUGUCAGUGGUGGGCCAGUCCAUUUUGGCGUCAUAUGGACUAUGCUUCUACAUGGGAUUCUUCUGGGGACCAGUUCACCCAAUUUUACCAUUCCUCUUGCUAGGAGUUGGAGUGGACAACUCAUUUGUUAUAAUGCAGUGUUUGGAAAAUGUGAGCAAAGAAGACAAGUGUACUAGUGUUCCAGAGAGAUUAGGCCGAACUUUACGACAAGCAGGUGUCUCAAUAACAGUUACAUCACUGACUGACAUAGUUGCUUUUGCAAUUGGAACUUCAACAAUUAUGCCAUUCCUGAGAUCAUUCUGCAUGUUCGCAGCGUCUGGUAUCAUCUUCCUGUAUGUGUUCGAGAUUCUCUUCUUUGUGAGUUGCUUAGCAAUUGAUGAGAGAAGACUGCGAAGCAGAAGAGAUGGGUGCAUUUGUAUAGUACACAGAAACUGGAAACCAAAUGAAUGCAGUCAGCGGAACAUUCAGAAAAUGGUGUUUAACAAAUAUGUUGGCCCCACAAUGAUGAAGACACCUGUCAAGGUUUGUGUUCUCAUUGGUACAUUACUUUUGUUCAGUGUGAAUGUGUGGCUUGUUCUUAAAGUGGAGCAGAAGUUUGAUCCUAUGUGGUAUCUGAAUUCAGAAUCAUAUCCCAUGAAAUACAAUAACAAACUCACUGAGCACUUUCCUGAGUAUGGAAAGCGUGCAGGAAUUUAUUUAGGUAGUGAAAUAAAUUACUUCACAGAUAAAGAUAAGUUGUAUGAACUGUAUAACCGCUUAGAAAGAAAUCCGUACAUCAACAAAGGAACACUGGAUUUCUGGUAUAUAAAAUUUCAGGAUUGGCUGAAUGAGAAAGUUGCAGCAGAUUCUCUUCCUAGUGAUGAAGAUGAACUGAAAAGUUACAUCUCUGAAUUUCUUCUAAUGUCUCAGAAUGGUCAAAAUUACAUAAAGGACAUAAAGUUCUCUACUUUUCCAUUUGGAGACUACAAUAUCACGGCUUCCCAGAUCCCCAUUCAGCAUAUCCUUAUGAACACUACAACAGAGCAAGUGAAGGCCAUGGAAUCUGUUAGAGAGAUAAUCCGAAGCGUCAACUUCUCUCUGGAGGAUAUUGUAUCAUAUUCUCCUGAGUAUGUUUCAUGGACUGCAAAUAAGAUUAUUGGUGAUGAACUGCUUAGAAACUUGGGGCUUACCAUCUGUGCAGUUGCCAUUGUGACGCUGAUUCUCAUUCAGCACUUGCAGACAACAUUUUGGGUGAUAUGUUGUGUAAUAUUCACAGUUGUGGAUCUUGUGGGCUCCAUGUACUGGCUUGAUCUUACCAUUGAGAUCUCUUCAUCUAUCAUGAUAUUGCUUUGUGCAGGCUUGGCUGUCGACUACUCAGCUCACAUUGGAAAUGAAUUCACACGUCUUCAGGGAACUAGAGAUGAGAGAGCCAUUAAAACACUGGUUAUGAUUGGGUCUGCAGUGUUCAAUGGUGGACUCAGCACUUUUCUGGCAUUUGUAUUGCUAGGUGGAAGUGAUUCAUAUCUCUUCUUUACAUUUUUUAAGUUAUUCGCAGGAGUAGUGGUGUUUGGUAUGUUUCAUGGGUUGGUGUUCCUUCCCAUUGCACUUAGCUGGUUUGGACCACCAGCUAGAAGAAUUGUUGAUAAAGAAGCUAGUCAGCAUUACACAGUUCCUUUAGAAAGCAGAAAUGGAUAUUGCCAAAGAAAUAGUGAUACAAAAGAAGAUGUAUCUUCAUGUAAAGGACCUUUGAAGGUAGAAAAAGAAGUUCUAGAGGAUGGAGAUAUUCAUCAAGUAUCAAGUCUGAUUAUUAAAACUCAUCAAUGUAAUCUGUGUGACAGUGGAUAUAAUAGUAAAUCACCUUCUGGUAGCUCAGAAAGCAACUGAGGUAUGAUUAUUGUGUAGAAAAUUGACGUUAUCUUUCAUGAUUUCUUAGGCAUAGGCAGGAUAUUUGGAGCUAUUAUAAAAGUGUAUACAUACUUUCAUUCACAGACUGUAACAGCAUCCAUCUUUCUUGAACUUUUACAGCAGGACAGUAUUGUAAGAUUGGUGACUGAUUGCUGAGUGAAUGAUAAAGAAUUAAAACUGAUGCAGAAAGCUUGACAGUCUUCUAGUGAAGCUAAAUAGUACUAUAAAUUUUGAAGCUAAAUAGUACUGUAAAUUUUGUCAUUUUUCUUCACCACAGCAGACAAAUAUUGGUACUGUAUCAUAAGAUUUAGGCCAUAACCAUUUUCUCCCCUGCCUUUAUGAAGCUUUAUUUUAUCAUCAUCAUAAACAGUUUUAGUGUGCAUGUAACCUAUGAACAUGGAUGUGAUGUUAUAAAAGUAAAGAAUGAGUAUUCAGAACCACAAAAUGUAGCAUCUGUUUUGUGUGUCCUUUGUGCUAGAUACAUAUAUAAUAUAUACAUAAGAUUUACUCCUGAAUAAAUCAUACUUCAAAACCAUUGAAGACAAAAUUUAAAAGCAUACCGAAAUUUAAAUGGCUACAUGGAUAAUAUAAGAGAACAAGUCAGUACAUACUGCAGGUGCUUGUGAAUGUUGCAGUUGCUUGGAUUCAAUUUCUUCAGUUUCUCUUGUAGGUGAGCAACUAUUAGUUCCUCAAGAAGGACUCUGCUCCAUGGAGUUAGUUAGUUUUGGUCGCUGUUUAGCAGGCGUUUAUGGACAAGAAAGGUAAGAGCCCGUGGUGUUCACUCAGUGUUGGAAUGUGGAAUAUCUUAGUGAUUCUGAACUCACCAGUAAUCCAGGUCUGAUAUAUGUAUGUGGACCGUAUUAGCCAGUGCAGAAUCGGAGGUGACAGUUUCAGGAGUCACCAGAAUAAAUACUGCUGCUGUGCUGUUCUUGUCUUAUAGCUCAAUAUUAUUAGCUAUGAUAACCUAUAGCCAUUAUAACAAAUCAUAUUCUUUCACUGUUGUGUUAUGUGAGAAGUAAAGUGAGAUGUAAUUAUAUUGUGCCUUUUGGCAAAUCUAUCACCAAAUGUGUUUACUUUUUAUUUCAAAAUCUUUAUGUGGCAUGUAAUGAAUAAAACUGUUUUCAUUAUUCAGCACAGUCAUUUAUAAAUCAACAUCAAACAUGCUCUAGUGGAGUUUCAAAUCAUGGAGCCACAAUGAACUGGUUAGCCCCUUCUAAACUACUACAGUUGUCAAAAUCAAUGUUGGUAAACAGUUUAAUGUUUAAAUGUAACAUUGCCAGCUACCAGUCUUUUGUACUUUGUGCUUAUCUGCUUGUGAGAAGGUGAAGUUCAUGUGUUGCUACAGAUUUUUUUUACGGAGGUUCCUGGCAAAUUAUGAUUUUUGACCAUAGUGAUAUGUAAUAAAGCCCAGUUUGUAAAAAGUCAUGUAUGGAUAUUUCCAUGUAUCCCUUAAAUUGACUCAACAGAUUUUGUUGAAAUUCAGCAAGAAAGAAUUUACUAAAUCCUGUAAGGUAACUCUGAUUUUCAGGUAUACCAGUCUAUUAUAAAGCUAGUUUGUGUAAGGCCAUAAAUUGAACCCAUAGAUAUUUUUUAAAUUUGAUAUGGAAGAGUCAUGAAUUUGCAUUUAAUUAUCAUUUUUAAUAAACUUAAUAAAACUUGAAGAAUGA